This is a messenger RNA of Acaulospora colombiana, 1584 nucleotides long. The record is from the annotation of a GenBank genome assembly. Lineage: Eukaryota; Fungi; Glomeromycota; Glomeromycetes; Diversisporales; Acaulosporaceae.
AUGGCUUCGUCAAGAAAUUUAUUAUCUUCGAAUGACCCCAACUCUUAUGGUAGUGACGAUGCUUUCGACACCUAUAUCGACAUGGAUUUUUUGAGAAACGAUACUAUGGAGGAGGAUAUUGACAUCGGGAAUAUGUCUACCUCCGAUCUCUUUCGUUACUAUCUGGAAGGUGAGUUAGUCAAGGACGUAGCAAACCUUGACUCCGAGAACUAUGCAACGGCCAUGCAGAAUGUAGAGGACUUUUCUUUAGCGACCAGCCCCGUUUCCAUUUCCGAUGAAGCUAAAACAAACCCUGUAGACGUGGUUGAAGAGAAUAACGUUCUUCCUCAAUCUAACGUUUCGACUGCGGUUGGUCCAUCUUUGGCUAUUUUGAAUGCGCAGUUAGCAGAGUUAUUGGCUAAACUUCCCAUUAUUAAACGAGAAACAAUCGUAGAUAAUAAUAAAGUCACCAUGUUGUCUGGCUCCUCAACACCAGAAAAUUCUGCAUUUUCAAACUUGAAUACUAUAUCAAAGCCACCAGCCGUUCCAAAUAAUAAUAGCACAGAAAGCGACCAAAAACAGACUGAUAACUCUCAAAUUGAUUUGAAAAAACUAUCAUCUAAGGAGCGGCGACAACUUCGUAAUAAAAUUUCUGCAAGGAAUUUUCGUGUUCGCAGAAAAGAGUACAUUCAAAGCUUGGAAUCUACGAAAGAACAGCAACAGGAAGAAAUAAAUUUGCUCAGGCAAGCAUUCAAAGUUUUUGUCAAUCCACCUCCUUCUCCACCUCAUAAUUCUUCCUCAACGACAAAGGAUAUUCCCAACAGUCAUACGUUUUCCAAAAACGGGAGUACUCAAAGGUCAAAUACGAUUAAAGCACCUCAGAAUCACCAGCCACCUUCUCCUGAUUCCCGUUAUUUAAUAAUCCCCAAAGUAAAUAAGGACGCCUCACCUUCUUCUUCUUCCGCAGGCAAAAAAUCAUGGCAAGAUUCCCGAGUCAGAGUGCAAACAACGUUUAUUCCAGAAUUUAAGCUUGAUAAACAUUUAUUUGAGGAAAAAUCAGACCUCUCUUAUUCUGGCUUCCGGAAUGUCAUUACCAAUGGGCAACCCAUUAAAUUGGAUCAUCUUGAUGUCAGAUCCAGCGAGACCGGUCAAAAAGCUUUGUUUGCAUAUAUGUUGUUUUCUAUUAUAACGCAACGAAUUACUACUCUGUUUAUCGAAGCGGUAUGUGCUACACCACGUCAUUUGAUGAUUUCGGCUCUAUUUCCAAAUUCUAUUUCUGUACCUAAAAAUUUAAGUGAAGAGCCUCAAUCUCUGGAAAUUGUUGAUAAGAAAUCAGGCGAAUCAAAUGACAUUCAUUGCCAAUCUUUGGAUCCUUUAUCAGCGAAAAAUAUAGACUCUUCCUCUCAUGCAGUUGAUGCUGAAGAACCAUUAUUAGACAACAACAAUGUGGUAGAAUCUAUAAAAGAAGCUUCUGUUCUGGACUGGCUUUAUGAUUCAAUGGUAAAACAUGUUGUCGAACAAAGCCAAAUGGAAGCAAGAAUGAUGGAACUGAGUGAUUGGGUUGGUGAAGAAUGGGAUGAUAAUGUUUUACCAUUUUUAUUUUAG